Ciona intestinalis (vase tunicate) is the source of this 771-nucleotide messenger RNA. RefSeq lists its product as uncharacterized. Gene Ontology annotation, cellular component: plasma membrane. The record is from RefSeq and is a predicted model, not a curated record. Lineage: Eukaryota; Metazoa; Chordata; Ascidiacea; Phlebobranchia; Cionidae. Gene Ontology annotation, biological process: G protein-coupled receptor signaling pathway. Gene Ontology annotation, molecular function: G protein-coupled receptor activity.
AUGCUAGCGAGCUACGACCGCUUAAUAGCAAUAUGGAAGCCUAUUUACCAUAAAAACGAAAAUACUAUACGUAAAUCAGUUAUCGGUAUAUGCGUUGUGUGGCUCGGUUGCUCUCUAUUUGGCCUGCUACCUAUUAUCGUGCCUGGAGUCGGCAAAUAUGAUAUCAUAUCUGGUUUACUGGUCGGUUUCGUCGGUAGUUUAGCGUUGGUGUUGUACGGAAUAGCUAUUGCCUUUCCACUACUGGUGGUAUGGCUGCUAGUCGGAGCAACUUGGUUCGUAGCCAAGCAGCAUAAUAAAAAACGGCGCAAAAUGACAUCAAGAAGACAGAACAACAAAGGUCGAGAACAGAAGCUGAAUAAAGUUCUGCUCUUAAUGGUCGGAGCAUUUUCCGUCAGCCUUUUGCCGGUAUUCGUAUCUAUUCUUGCGGCAGAAUUGGCUAGCGGUAUAGCUUACUCCAGGCCCGAGUCGUUGAGUCUUUCGAGCGCGCUAGCGUUCACUUCGUUUGAGUUGGUUGCAUCAAUUAUUUUGAUGUUAAAUAGCUUGUGGAAUUUUUUGAUCUAUAGCGCAAGAAACGAAGACUUCAGAAAAGAAGCGAAACGAAACUAUAAAGGCCUUGCUGGCGCACUUGGAAUCCUGAAAUGUAUCGACUUUUACAACCGAUGUGUCAAUAAUGUAAACGAACGCAGGAGAUCGAGCGCUUUCAGCACUCGAACUAUGAAAACGACGUCAAUGUCUUUUCCAUCUGAAGCAACCAGGCCAUCAGUAUCAUGA